AUGUUCUCUCUCAAGCAAUCCGUCAUUGCUGCAUUGGCUUUAGGAAUCGACAUGGUCAAUGUGCUCACCGGGGACGCCACUUGGUACACUCCGAACAGUGGGACCAGAGCCUGUGGUGCUCCCCUGCAGAACUCUGACCACAUCAUGGUGCUCUCCAGCAAUCAAUAUGCUGGAGGGGCGCACUGCUGGAAACACAUUGGAGUGCACUACAAGGGCAAGUUUGUAGACACCACCAUCGGGGACCUUUGCCCUAGCUGUGGUCAUAAUGGGAUUGAUCUUUCGCCAUCCGCAUUCCAGAAACUCGCACCUCUCGAUGACGGGCGUAUCCAAGUCACCUGGAACUACAAGUAG
Messenger RNA from Desarmillaria tabescens, 351 nucleotides. Its product is annotated as riboflavine-aldehyde-forming enzyme. The coding region runs from base 1 to 351 and encodes 116 amino acids. The transcript has 3 exons. NCBI's taxonomy places the organism in Eukaryota, Fungi, Basidiomycota, Agaricomycetes, Agaricales, Physalacriaceae. The record is from RefSeq and is a predicted model, not a curated record.